This is a messenger RNA of Lottia gigantea (owl limpet), 637 nucleotides long. RefSeq lists its product as hypothetical. The record is from RefSeq and is a predicted model, not a curated record. NCBI's taxonomy places the organism in Eukaryota, Metazoa, Mollusca, Gastropoda, Lottiidae. The transcript has 4 exons. Bases 156 to 545 code for a protein of 129 amino acids.
AUCUGUACUAGACUUGGAAAGAACGCUGGCCGACUGUGAAGUGAUACCAGUGAAGAGUGGCCAAUCUGGAAGUCACGUGAUCUCAAUUGUAUCGGAAUAAUAUCUACUGUAUCUUUCCUCUGAAACUCUUCAAACUUUUUACAUAGACAAUAACCAUGGAACCGUCUCCUGUCAAAAUAGUUGCCUGUUUUGUAAUAUUUGCCGUCAUAGGAACAGAAGCGAUGAAUUAUAUGGCAUUUCCACGACUGGGAAGAUCGGGAUACCUGGCGUUUCCAAGACUUGGCAGAUCAGAUGGACAGACGAUACAGAGCUCAGAGUUUGAGCAGGCUGAAUGUUGUCCUGAAGGUAUUAAAUCACAUUGGAUAAUUAUUGGUGCCUCCAAACCAGAAAUACGAUCACGAUGUUCACCGAAAUCUGUAUGUUGUGAAGGUUUAGAAGAAUUAGUUGGUCGAUCAUCAGACCAUAUAUUUUACACCAAAUGUACCAAAAUAACCGACGAGAAGACAGAGAAUACAGUUUUAGAUCGGUUGUUAAGAAAAUCUUAAAUAUACCAGAGAAUGGACACCAGACCAAAUCUACAAAUAACGAACUCUUGUAUUUAUAAUUGUAAUAAAAAAUUCAGUUCUGCUAAACUGGC